Messenger RNA from Oryza sativa Japonica Group (Japanese rice), 947 nucleotides. RefSeq lists its product as uncharacterized. Lineage: Eukaryota; Viridiplantae; Streptophyta; Magnoliopsida; Poales; Poaceae. The record is from RefSeq and is a predicted model, not a curated record.
CACCCAAACACCGAGCCCAAAAACCCUAACCCCCCCUCUAUUAAAGCCUCCGCGUGAAGAGACCAAAACACCACCACCACCGCGAGACGACGCGAGCGCACGCACGCCUGCACGCGCGGCCGCAUCGGCAUCUCUCCCUGUCCACUCCUCGCGCACGGUCUCGAGAGAUGGCGGCGGCGGCGGCAGUGUGUGGAACCGAGAGGGUCGCCGAGGUGUCGGCGUCGGCGUCGGCGGUGGCCUUUGUGGCCUUCGCUGCCGCCGCGGCGGAGAGAUUCCUGGCUGUGCUCGCGCUCGCGAUGGAAGCGGUAAAUGGUGGAGCAGAUAUAUUUAAUGAGGACCAACAUGCAAUCUACAAGCUACUCGGCAGAAUCAAAUCUGAAUCUACCCCUGAGAACAAGGAUGGGUCAGAUGAUGACGACGACGAUGAUGAAGAUGACGACGAGGAUGAUGAAGGUGGUGAUGAUGAUGAUGCCGAGGAGGACUUCUCUGGCGAUGAAGGGGGUGAGGAUGAAGAUGAUGAUGAUGAUGACCCUGAGGCAAAUGGUGACGGAGGCAGCGAUGAUGAAGAUGAUGAUGACGACGAUGGUGGUGACGAAGAUGGUGAGGAUGAUGAUGAUGAGGAUGAUGAUGAUGAGGAAGAUGAUGAUGACGAGGACCAGCCGCCUUCCAAGAAGAAGAAAUGAGCUAGCCUCCUUCAUCCUGCAUCUGCCUCCUCAACUUGUUUCAGUCUGUUGUGCUGUUUAGAUGAUGGAACAGGUUAUGGGACCUAUGUAGCUUAUGGUUUGGGUUGUUUGGGUCUCUCAUAGGAGUAGGAAAACAUUUGACAUCUGAUGUUAAGCCGUUCUCUUGUGUUUUGCCUUUGUGCAUGUAGACGUAAAAUGCUGCGGUGUGUUAUUUAUUGGAGAUCUGAUUCUGUCAUGCAUUCAAGUCUGAUUCUUGUUACUUUA